Calypte anna (Anna's hummingbird) is the source of this 4422-nucleotide messenger RNA. RefSeq names its product taxilin beta (gene TXLNB). NCBI's taxonomy places the organism in Eukaryota, Metazoa, Chordata, Aves, Apodiformes, Trochilidae. Bases 111 to 2273 code for a protein of 720 amino acids. The transcript is spliced from 10 exons. Gene Ontology annotation, molecular function: syntaxin binding. The record is from RefSeq and is a predicted model, not a curated record.
GUUGCUCUCGGUACGGAAACUUGACCUCUGUACUUUGGCUGCUUUUCAAGAACUUCCACCGAGGUACAUGAGAUCUGCUCCUCUCUAAGCCACCGCCAGAAAUAGACGCGAUGCUUUAUUUGGAAGGGAGAUCAGCCUUAAGCCGCCCCGCCACGGAAGACGCACUCGGUGGAAAAUUAGGUACUGCACCAAGCAUGGAGAAUGACCAGCUUCCCACCUCGCCUGGGCAGGACAUCCAGGGGAAGAUCGAGGACAAACCUGUCCCCAGCUCACAGUCCCCAGCUCCAGAGCCCACGGAGCAGCCAAGCACCCAGCCCAAAGCAGACGUCUGUGACAUCUCGGAGGAGCUGAGCCGGCAGCUGGAGGACAUUAUUAAAACCUACGGGUCUGCUGCAAGUCUGAUGGGGAAGGAAAGCACAGAUAGUGGAACCGACAGGGCUGAGAAGGGAGAGCCAGGCAGUGUGGAGGAUGUGGAGGAUGAAGAUGCAAAUGAGGAGAGUGAGAAAGAGAAAUUGGCUCCUGGGGAUGCUUCCAGAGCAAAGGAGCCCAGCGUCAGCAAGGAGCAAAAGCUAGAGAAGAAAAUCCUGAAAGGAUUAGGGAAGGAAGCCACCCUACUGAUGCAGACCUUGAACAAGCUAAAUACACCAGAGGAGAAGCUGGACCUGUUAUUCAAGAAGUAUGCUGAGCUGCUUGAAGAACAUCGCGCUGAGCAGAAAAAGCUGAAGUACCUGCAGAAGAGGCAGGCCCAGAUCACCAAGGAGAAGGACCAGCUGCAGAGUGAGCACAGCCGGGCCAUUCUUGCCCGCAGCAAGCUGGAGAGCCUGUGCCGGGAGCUCCAGAGGCACAACAAAAACCUCAAGGAGGAAACCAUUCAGCGAGCACGGGAGGAAGAUGAGAAGAGGAAGGAAAUAACUAAUCAUUUCCAGAGCACGUUGAGCGAAAUCCAGGCUCAGAUCGAGCAGCAAAGUGAGAGGAAUAUGAAGCUCUGCCAGGAGAACACGGAGCUGGCAGAGAAGCUGAAAAGCAUCAUUGACCAGUACGAGCUGCGCGAAGAGCACCUUGAUAAAAUAUUUAAGCACAGAGAACUUCAACAGAAACUGGUGGAUGCCAAACUGGAGCAGUCUCAGGAAAUGAUGAAGGAAGCUGAGGAGCGACAUCAGAAAGAAAAGGAAUAUCUCCUGAACCAAGCUGCAGAAUGGAAGCUCCAGGCCAAAAUGUUGAAGGAGCAAGAGACUGUCCUGCAGGCACAGAUCACUCUUUAUUCUGAAAGGUUUGAAGAAUUUCAGAAAACAUUGACUAAAAGCAAUGAAGUGUUUGCCACAUUCAAACAGGAGAUGGAGAAGAUGACAAAGAAAAUGAAGAAGCUGGAAAAAGAUACUGCUACAUGGAAAUCCAGGUUUGAGAACUGCAACCGAGCAUUACUGGACAUGAUUGAAGAGAAAGCCGUGAGGUCCAAGGAAUACGAAUGCUUUGUGCUAAAAAUCCAGAGACUAGAGAACCUUUGCCGGGCUCUGCAGGAAGAGAGGAAUGAGUUGUACAAAAAAAUAAAGCAAGCACAGCUCGCUGAUGAGGUGAACAGAAAUGGCAUCCUAGAAGAAGAAGAAGAAGAAGAAGAAGAAGUAGAAGAUGAUGCAAAUACAAGCCCUUCCUCCUCUGAGAAGGCGACCAUUGAGCUGCAUGCUACUGACAAGGGCGUACUGAAGGAUCUGGCUGAAGCUUUCCAGGUAUCCCACAAAGCAGAGAGCUCCCUCCCAAGCAAUAGCACCAACCCAAUGACCUGUGACACUCAAAUGUGUAAUGUCCUGGUGCCAGAGCUCCCCUCUCCUCUCACCCCACAGCAAGAGGCUGGGAAUCACUGUGAGCCACCCAGAACCAGCACAGCAGCGCCCACCGAACCUCUGCCAGCACUCACUGGGAGCACACCAGUGCCCACUGAAAAUGCAAAAAUACCCACUGAGAAUAUGCCAAAGCCCACCAAAAGCAUGGCCACACCCACAGAAAGGGUGCCAACACCCACUGAAAGUGCACCAAAACCUCCUGAGAGUGUGCCGGUACCUACUGGGAAUACGCCAAAAGCCACUGAAAGCAUGCUGGCAACUCCCCAAAACGUGCCAACACCUACACAAAACAUGCCCACUCCCCUUGGGAGUAUGCCAGCACCCACAAAAAGUGCACCAAAAGCUGAAGAAAGUGUGAAUGACCCAGAAGAGCAGUCUGGCCAAGGUCAAUCCACAGAGCAAAUGGGGGACACAGACAUGGAAGCAGUGGAUUGAGGAUGCUGGGGUGUCCAGGCUUGUCUUCUACAAACCUUAGCUCUACUUUGUCCCCCAGAUUGAUAGCAUUUUUUUUUAAGAAACAAAAAGUGGGUGCUAAAAAACACCCAGAUUUGCAUAUCUGUAAGCAAAUACAAUGUGCUUCUGUUUGCUACCACUACCCAGUAAUAAUGAGUCUGCAAAUUUUGCUGUCCUUCAUCUGCUUGAAGCGUAUUUUCUUCAUGACAGGGAAAUACAACAAAAUUACAGGAUCUUUAUUUCCCCCAAGCAUAAAGAGUCAUCUCAUUUAGCAAAAUAAUUUCAAAGUGUUUAUGUUUCAUGUUUUAAAAAUCAGUGCUAUCCACGUGCAUAAUUUUAAAGGGUCAUAAUUAAUUGCAUCUAUUUGUUAUGACAUUGCAUAAAAGAUGCCCAACAUGGACACAUAAUUAUUUUAAUCAAUGAGGUGGAAGGAAUGUAAUCACAAAGUAAAAUACUGAAAUCAUAAAUGUGGUCAGCCAUAUCCACAGAGAGGUGAAAUAACAAAAGGUCAAGUAACCUACCACUCAGCACUAUGUGGGCUGAACACUUACAAGCUCUUAGCCUGAUUGUGAUUUUUAUUUUUCUGCUUAGUGUUCUAGAAAAACUAUUCUUUUCAACAGAACUUCAGGGGAUGGGAGAAGAUCUUUUCUAGAUUCCUUAUAAAUCACUGUAAACAACACCAAUUUCCAAACUGAUGGCAAUUCCCAAGGUAGAGGUCACAACCCUCCUCCAUCCAACAGAAACCUACUGGUUUUUCAUACCAUCUGGGAUCAUGAGCCCAACAGAGAGGCUCAUGACUGUUUCCAGCCCACAAAUGAAAGUACCAGGAUGUAUUUCAGAAGAAAUGAGACCAUGCUUCAGAAUGGUGUCACUGCUCCCAGCCCCAGCCACAAGAACCUUCUCACCACAGCUUCCUCCCACCCCUGCUGCAUGUGCUGAUGCUCCCAGAAGGGCAAGCACACUUGCCUGUUCAUUGGAGUGGAGCACAAGAAAAUGGCUUAGAAGCAAAGAGGAAAGCAGGAAUCCCUCUCACAGACACCUUCAGGGACUGGCUACAUUCUCAUCCCCUUCUUGUCUAACAAGCUCUUCCUACCUGCCUGCCAACAUAGCACUGGUUAAUAACACAGCCACCUUGUCAGAAACUGCUUGACUCUGGCAUCAAGAACAAAGAUGAAGAAGGUACAAGGUGAAAGAGGGUACCAGCCCAGACAUUUCUCAAGGAAGAAGAGUAAGAAGGUUAAAAGAAGGUCUUAAAUAUUCCUGUUUGUACCUUUCUCAUCCCUAUCUCUGAAUUCAGACUGAGACUUUUGGAGUCUAAGCUGGUUAAGAUUUUGAAAAGUGCAAUUAAACAAGUUCUUCAGAGGCUGGAAGGGGAAAUGUUACAAUCAAACACACUCAUGUUAAUAGACAAAGCCAAAGACAUAUCCCAAAUCCCUGAAGCCAAAAUUACCCAUCCAAGCCCAAACUGAAAUACAAGACAACCAAGAAAACAGAUCCCAUCUGUGACAGACAGGGGGAGACUUUGGUAACAGAGUCCUCCUGGCAUAUUGGUCUCCAAAAGAGAGGUUUGACUCUGCUUGCUGCAGAUGUGGUCUGCAUUUGUCUGUGUCUGCUCUGUUUGGUCCUGCCUUUUCAAGAGCUCACACUUGGAGUAUACACAGCAUGAUUUGCAACAUUUUGUUGCUCUGAUUAUGGCCUUAUGAGUAGCUCUUACAGAUACAGUUUUCAAAUGCAAAUGCCUUACAUUAGUUAUGAAAAUCAAAAGCGUUUAAUGUCUUUAAUCACCUGAAAGUAGAUCAUUCAAGUCUUAGUUACCUUAAGCUCCCUUUAUAACCAGUAGAGAAGAAAGGCAUCUUUCAAGGACAAGCAAUCUCAUGGUAAGACUGGCAUCCAAGGCAGAAGAAAUUACUUUUGCUCUGAAGAUGCUAUUUUUCUUCACUGAUUCUAGAGCCAGCAUAGGACAACUAGCUUAAAUUUAAAAUGUCUGUUAUUAGGUAUCAAAAUUAGGCAAAUCAAACAUUCAGAUUCAAAGCUCUAAAUGACUGGCCAUCUCUGAAACUAAGCCACUUGCUUGUCUGUGAAAAUCUUAACAUAUAACUAAUCCUUAUCCUGCAAUAAAAAGUUAUACUCA